This is a messenger RNA of Gigantopelta aegis, 3725 nucleotides long. RefSeq names its product DNA repair protein complementing XP-G cells-like. The transcript is spliced from 16 exons. Gene Ontology annotation, biological process: nucleotide-excision repair. Gene Ontology annotation, molecular function: single-stranded DNA binding; DNA endonuclease activity. The coding region runs from base 193 to 3702 and encodes 1169 amino acids. The record is from RefSeq and is a predicted model, not a curated record. Gene Ontology annotation, cellular component: nucleus. NCBI's taxonomy places the organism in Eukaryota, Metazoa, Mollusca, Gastropoda, Neomphalida, Peltospiridae.
GUUUUCGGAGCCUGUGACGGAAAUGCAUUUUUGCUGUCAUAAUUGCAGACUCAUGAAUGUUUAUCGAGAACAGAUGAUCAGCUUUCUCUGUGUCCUGUGAGAUGUGCGACAGUUGUGUGUUACAGUGUGACAAGCGGAUUUCUACAAGUGUCAUGACACUUGUAAUACUAGCCAAGAGGAAGUAACUCCACAAUGGGAGUGCAGGGUCUGUGGCAGCUGUUACAGUCAACUGGGAAACCCAUCUCCCUGCAAUCUCUCGAAGGGAAGAAGCUUGCUGUCGAUGUGAGUAUCUGGCUGCACCAGGUGACGAAGGGUCUGCGUGACAAAGAUGGCCACCCGGUGCCCGGAGCUCACCUGCAGGGUCUGUUUAGUCGUGUGUGUAAGCUGCUGUAUUACCGACUCAAACCCGUGUUCGUCUUCGAUGGAGGAGUGCCCUCGCUCAAGAAACAAACCACUGCUCGGAGAAGAGAGAGGAAUGAGGCAGCUAAAGACGAGGCUCACAGAACUAAAGAGAAACUUGUGCACAAUUUACUACACAGCCACGCUGUUCGAAGCAUGCUGGGGACAGGGGGAGAGUCGGCAUCAACCGCGCAGUCGGCACCUGUUAAACACGACUUGUUUGAGUUACCUCCCCUCCCUGAGGCAGAUCAGCAGGCGUCUGCAGGCUCGAAGUCUGAAGAUGAAGACUUGCCAGAGGAUGUCUCUCAUUACCACCAGAUGAUUGAGGGUGAGUUUCAGAGUUUGGAAGAUGUUGAUGUGGAGUCGGAAGAUUUCCAGUCGUUGCCAUCGGAGAUCAAACAUGAAAUCCUCACUGAGAUGAAGGAAGUGAGAAAACGGAGGUGGACGAAUGCGGCUGAGUUACCACAGGAUGCGGAAGACUUCUCGUCGUACCAGAUGGCGAAGAUCCUAAAGCAGAGUCGACUGACAACGCGACUCGAUGCAGUGAGGAAGGAGCUGAACGUCGAGUCAUGUGGUGACGUCUCUCAUCACUUCGGCGAUGCGUCGGGGCAGAUCCAGUCGCAGAGAGUCGUAUCUGACGACACGUCGCACUACAUCCUCAUACAGGGAGUUGGCAGACACAGACAGGUGGAGGAAGACUCAAAACGUCAAGCUAGCACCGAGGAACAGGGUCAGACUUCCAGCUCAGAAUCUAACAAAGUUGAUGGUUCCAUCAAUACAUGCAAAGUAGCUACUGUGCUACAAGACAAUAUCAUAAAACAGCUAGACGAUAUUUAUAACUGUGAAGAACUCGUGGCUACAGCUGGCUCUGGCAAGACGGGUGGUGCGAAUGACUCAUCCCACGAAGACGAGUGUUCCACAGAGACCGAUGAGUUGUGUAAAGAAAGCAGUGAGGAUGAAAAUGAAAGAUUUAAGUUACCAGCCAACUGUGUGACUCUGACCAAAGUGACCAUCGUCAUCGACCACGAAAGAAUUCCGACCAAAGACACCGAUGAUGGUGGUGAAGCGAGCAUAAUAACCACUGUGCCAACGUUUAGAAACUGUGUCACGUCAAUCACUCACAAACAAGGUACUCAACAAAAGGUGUGCAGACAAUUUGGAGAUAAAGUUUUAAUGACGGCAAUAGAGAACACACCUGCACUGUUAAAUGAUGAAACAAAGUCGAUCAUUAGUGAUCCUGAAAUGAAGUCCAUAACAAGAAAUUGUGAAACGAAGUCUGAUGAAGAGCAUCUAGAAAACCAUGACAAGAUAAUCAUCACAUCUUCAGAUGAUUCUGCUGACGAAAACUUCAUUGAAGUUGUGGUGGACCCGCUCCAAGUUAAACGUGAUGACAUGUUUCCAGCGGCCAUGUUUGAACUGGAUAACAAAAUGGCUUCUAACAGCAGCGGAGGUGACAGUGAUGACAACAGAGACGCUGGAAUCAAAACUGUUACUGAGAGCAAAUCACCAUCAUGGAAGAAGUCUGGUUCACCACACGUUGAUUCAGUGGACAACAUUAGCAAGGAUAUUGAUUCAGUGGACGACAUUAGCAAGGAUAUUGAUUCAGUGGACGACAUUAGCAAGGAUAUUGAUUCAGUGGACGACAUUAGCAAGGAUAUUGAUUCAGUGGACGACAUUAGCAAGGAUAUUGAUUCAGUGGACGACAUUAGCAAGGAUAUUGAUUCAGUGGACGACAUUAGCAAGGAUAUUGAUUCAGUGGACGACAUUAGCAAGGAUAUUGAUUCAGUGGACGACAUUAGCAAGGAUAUUGAUUCAGUGGACGACAUUAGCAAGGAUAUUGAUUCAGUGGACGACAUUAGCAAGGAUAUUGUUAAAGUUGAUUCAGCAGUCGACAUUAGCAAGGAUAUCGUCAAAGUUGAUUCAGCUGUCGACAUUAGCAAGGAUAUCAUCAAAGUUGAUUCAGCAGACGACAUUAGCAAGAAUAUCAUCAAACUUGAUUCAGCGGUCGACAUUAAUGAGGGAAUUGUUGAUGUGGAAAAUAAGACUGAUGAUUUUAAAGCUAAUUUCACUGUGGAUGACCUAGAAGACUUACAAGACGAGCUGAGUGUCGAGAGGCAAACUCUGACAUCAGAACUCGGCAGACAGGAGCGACUUGCCACUUCACUUACAGACCAGAUCACCUCCGACGCUCAGGAGCUGUUACAGCUGUUUGGCAUUCCGUACAUUGUUUCUCCAAUGGAGGCAGAAGCCCAAUGUGCGUUUCUCGACAGCGCCAACCUGAUUGACGGAACGAUCACAGAUGAUAGCGACAUCUGGUUGUUCGGAGGUCGCACCGUCUACAAGAACUUCUUCAACCACAACCGACACGUCGAGCUGUAUACCAAGACCAAGAUCGACUCUCAGUUAGGUACGAGUCGUGAACAGUUGAUAAACGUGGCAUAUCUGUGUGGUAGUGACUACACUGUGGGGAUACCGGGGGUUGGCCCGGUCACUGCUCUCGAGAUACUGGCCGAGUUCCCAGGUGUUGGGAUCAGUGCACUGUGCGAUUUCAAGACGUGGUGGGAACAGAGUCAGAGUUCAGCCAAACCCACAACGAACAAGUUGAAGUCAAAACUCCGACACCUCAACCUCGAACCAGGUUUUCCAAAUCCAUCAGUGGCCGAAGCUUAUUUGAAACCAGCCAUUGAUGAUUCUACAGAGACGUUUACAUGGGGAAUGCCUGACCUUGACCUCUUGAGAAAAUUUGCCAGUGAGCGGAUGGGCUGGAGUCAACAGAAGACCGACAGUCUCGUAUUGCCUGUCCUCAAACAGCUCAACGACAAACAGAAGCAGUUGAAAAUCAGUAGUUACUUUCAACCAGAGAACUUUGUUGAAGUUCCAAAAAUAGUCAGCUUACGUGUAAAACGCGCACUGAACAAAAUCAACAUGAGUAAAGAUUCUAAACAAGUUGAAACCAAUGAAUGCAGAAAGAAAAAAGCUAAACAAAUAAUCUCAGCUACAAUUGAGAAGCGAAAACGUAAGAGUCGAGUUCGAGGCAAGAAAACCACAUCAAGGGAGGAUCCGGAAAGAGAGGAAAAAUCAGUGCAAAAGGUGAAAGACGAAGUUGAUCUUUCUGAGGGCAGCUCUAGUGGGGGUGAUUCUGAUGCAGGGACAGGUCAAGCAGUUGAUGAGAAUGUUUCUCAAACUCGGAGACAAGUUUCUGAGUCUGGAGGAUUUUUCCCUCACAAGGAUGAUUCAGAUCCUCGAACAGAAAAACAAUUAACGAAAGUUGGGAAAGGCAAAGGAAGAGGCAAAAAUAGAUGACAUUAAAUAUUUUAUAGGCUAAA